GCCCCCCUGUUUCAUUCUGGGGAAUUUAUCAGCGCCUACAUGUUGAGUGCGCUGCAUACUAGACCCCAGCAGGAAAGGAGAGCAGAUCACCUCCACAGACCACUCAUGCUGACAGACACACCAGCCGAAACGCCUAUUCGCUUCUGUGGACAUUAAACUCUGCAGCUCUGACAGGAUGGAUUUUUUAGACCGCGGUUACCUGGAAGCGCGGUCUCCGUAUGAUUACACCUUUAAUUUUUGGAACGACUACCUCGGCCUGUCGACGCUUGUCGCCAAAAAUAAAAUCAACAGCCCAUCCUGCAGCCCCAACUCUAUAACCGAGUCUCUUAAAGCGACCCUUGGCUUGGAGGACGAUUCCCCGGUUUGCUCCUGCGUAAUUGGGCACGGAAGGGACAGCGACGGACCUUUGGAGUGCUGCUGCGCGGCCCCGGGCUCCCCGCCGAUCUCCAUCUAUGAUCUCAAGGAGCGCAUCUCCCUUCUCAGGCCAUACGAACACCUUGCCGGCGAUUCCCCGCUGGGAGACAGAGAUUCACCCUCCUAUAGAGGAAGCUUCGCCGGCCUCGACCUGCUCUCCAUGGACAGACGGCGCAAACAGACUCAGAGGUGCAAGCCGGAGCCGAAGGUGUGCGUCUUUUGUCGGAAUAACGGCGCACCGGAGGAAGUUUACGGCACCCAUAUCUUGAAGACAGCGGACGGCAGAGUCCUGUGCCCCAUCCUCCGAGCAUACACUUGCCCCCUCUGCAGUGCCAACGGCGACAAUGCGCACACCAUCAAGUACUGCCCGCUUUCCAAAGACCAGGCGAGCCAGAGAGUGGCGAAGGGAGGCAGGGCGAUUGGCAAAAGGCUGAAAAUCUUCUAAGAAGAGGAGAUGAAGGAAGUUUUAGUUGCACUGUAAAUUACUAGUGUGUAUGGCAGUAAUUUUGCCCCAUUUCAUGCACAAGACAAGUCUGGAGAGAAAGAUUUUAAGAAAAUGAGAAUUUUAUUGACUUUUUUUGUUCGUGUCACUGCUUCAUUUGUAAUGUUUUCGUCUAUAUCUUGUAACUCUAUCGGCACAUAGUUUACACUUGGACGCAUGGCGCGCAAUAUCCACCCCCCGCAGCACUCUUAAGGACUUGGUGAUCAGAAAUGAACCAAAGUACUGUAUAGAUCGACCUGUGAAUGACCACCUUCAUGUUGUAAUCAGAAGUUGCUGUGUUUCAAGAAGCAACAGCCAGUGCCAACAGCCCUGUGCAUGUGAGAUGCCAACGUAAAUGGAUAUGCAGCACUCCUGAUAUGAGAUGAAUGUUUAGUCCCGUAGUUCAUUGGCGCAUGGAUGUAAGAAGUCUGACAGGCCAUGCAAGAUGCAAGAUAUACUUCUUUAUAUCGAGCACAUGUUUUUCCUGAGAUAAAUGUUUUCUACCAAAGGAAUACACUUUUGUAUUGAAACUUAGCUCUGUGUUGUUUAUAUGUUGGAUGUCCUAUUUUCUUCAUGUGAUUUUAUGUGGAUAGUAUUUUGCAGAUUUCAACUGAAUGUAAACCAGUGGAAGGUAGAUUUGACAUGCAGUUUGCCUAAAUAAGUAGCUCCAAGCUUUAUUGUUUCAGUUUACAGUCACAAGUUCAAAAACACAGAUGCUGAAUUGACUUUUUCUUUUCCCGUGUGGAGAUGCAUUCCUGCAAUUCUUGUAAAUAUUAAAGGGAUGAACAGUUUUAGCAAAGAAAAGCCUGACAUUCCAAAGUCUUUAUCUGUCAAUAGAAAUGUUUUAUGUACUUAUUUUUACCUUAUGUAUCAUUGGGAAAUAUAUUCACUGUAAAUGACCUCUGAAUAAACACGUAAUUUGCAUUUUCCUUCGACUACAUGAGAGUACAACUGAUUUUAAAGGGCCGUGAAUCCUUCACUUCAUGAUUUGCUGCAGAUAACAUGAGUGAACAUGUGAAUGAGUUAAGAUUAUCUCGUCACAUAUAACUCAAUAAGCACUUUCACAACUGUUUUUUCAGCUGAAAACGUCUCAACUCAUGUGAUAUAAAUAUGCCACCUAGUGUUCAAAAUAUGAAACGACAGCAUCCCCUGCCGUAAAGAUCCACACUGGACUCGUACAUAUAAGCAUUGGUUUGUUUAUAAAAGAUGAUCUGUUACAAUGACUCCAAGACAGUAGUUUUUAUGAUUUAUAAUGGAUUGGUCUCUCUUGAUUGGUCCAAGUGUAAGAAGGUGCAUUAUAAUUGGCUCAGAUUUGAAACCAUUUAGCACAUGUGAGUAACCUCAGCUAUCCGGGUCAGACAACUUGUGAAAAUCCUUCCUGGUCAACUCCAGAAUUCAAAGGCACUGAAUAUCAUCAUCAAAUUUUAGUAUGGAAGGAUGGUCCACGAAGAAAGACUGAUAUUUCAAAUAUUAUGCAUACUACAUAUCAUCAGUCACAAAUCCUACUGGGGAAAGUUUAUUCUUUAUGUGCAGAGGAAGGCAGCUGGUGGGUGUAUU
Molecule: messenger RNA, 2452 nt
Organism: Scatophagus argus
Lineage: Eukaryota; Metazoa; Chordata; Actinopteri; Scatophagidae
Product: nanos homolog 1-like
Exons: 1
Coding region: 176-859 (227 amino acids)
Biological process (GO): negative regulation of translation; oogenesis
Cellular component (GO): perinuclear region of cytoplasm
Molecular function (GO): mRNA binding; zinc ion binding
Source: RefSeq, a predicted model, not a curated record